Molecule: messenger RNA, 959 nt
Organism: Lotus japonicus
Lineage: Eukaryota; Viridiplantae; Streptophyta; Magnoliopsida; Fabales; Fabaceae
Product: acireductone dioxygenase 2-like
Exons: 7
Coding region: 141-743 (200 amino acids)
Molecular function (GO): acireductone dioxygenase [iron(II)-requiring] activity
Source: RefSeq, a predicted model, not a curated record
CAAGAAAUAUUUUUGACUUUUUGUGGUCAAAGGUGAUGAUGAGGUUGAGAGGUUUAUAUAAAUCGCGUGGACAAUAAGCACAAGUCACAGAUAUCCGAUCAAAAGAACCACCAACUGCACCACCGAACCAACCUAUCAUCAUGGUUUCUUCCGACAAGGAUCCCCGAGAGGAAGUCAUUCAAGCCUGGUACAUGGAUGACAGUAAUGAAGAUCAAAGACUUCCCCAUCACAGAGAACCCAAGGAGUUUGUCUCAUUGGCUAAACUUGAUGAAAUCGGAGUCCUUAGUUGGAAAUUAGAUGCUGAUAACCAUGAAACAGAUCCAGAUCUGAAAAAGAUCUGUGAAGAACGUGGUUACACCUACAAGGAUGUUUGUGAGAUCUGCCCUGAAAAGAUGCCAAACUAUGAAGCGAAGAUCAAAAGCUUCUUUGAAGAGCAUCUUCACAUUGAUGAGGAGAUCCGCUAUGCUGUUGCUGGAAGUGGUUAUUUUGAUGUCAGGGAUCGCAAUGAUGCUUGGAUUCGUGUAUGGGUGAAGAAAGGAGGAAUGAUCAUUUUACCUGCUGGAAUGUAUCAUCGCUUUACACUAGAUGAGACCAAUUAUAUUAAGGCUUUGCGUUUCUUUGUUGGUGAACCAGUUUGGACUCCAUACAACCGUCCACAUGAUCAUCUCCCUGCAAGAGAGGAAUAUAUCAAGGCUUUUCUGGAAAAGGAUGUUGCCAACAAUGCUGUUGAUGCUGCUGCAUGAGAGUGAGAUCUGGUUCUGCCUGAUCGAUAGUAGUGUGGGUUGAAAAGGACUAAGGUUUAAAAACAAUAAUGGUCUGUUCAAAUAAAAUGACCGGCUUUAUAUGUUAUGGUUUGUGUGUAAUUAACCCCAUAGCUGAUGUUGUAUUCUAUUUUGUCCGGUACUGUUUAAGGAUCUGACUUAGAGGUAUUAUUAUUGGAACUGGGUACAGCAUAAACA